AUGCAGUCCCCUGAUGUCCGCACUUUGAGAAGUGAUUCCAGUUCGUUUUCUGUUAAAGCUGCUGUGUCUGGGAUGAAAUGUCUGCUCCCGCUCAGAUUGACAAGCACUUUCGACUCCGUUCCGGACGUUUCCUCCGCGGCGCCAGCUUUCAAUCAAACAACUUUUGAACCUGAGGAUUCUCCCAAGAAGAUAUCGCCAAGAUCAAAGAAGCUAUCCCAUCGGGGACUAUAUUUUCCUCAGAUACCGCUGGUUAUCCGUCCGGAGCAAUAUCGGGAUACUCCAGUGUAUACGGACGCUGGAUCUCCAAUACCAGGACAAGCAUAUUAUCCUCAAUUCGACUUCUGGCGAAAGUUCUCUUCGUCCAUUUCUUCAUCAGACGAAGACGAGUGUGUCAGCGAGUGUUCUAGUCCGAAUACUCUUGCUUCUGACCCCGAAUACCAAGACUGUGUUCAUAUGAGCAUUACAAAGCCGAAAGAGGUUCAAUGCUUUGAACAAUCGCCAACUUCGGGACAGACUGGAUCGUGCCGCAAUUCUGACAUGUCUUUUAAGUGUCUGGGGGACGACCAAUUUGUACAUGAGCCAAACGAGAUUAUCGAUUCGUUUGACGAAAAAAGUCUGUUCGACUCGAGGUGUCUUCCUGAUAUUUUAGCAGAUAACAUGCCACCAAACUAUGUUGGCCGUGGAUGGAUUGCGGAACCCAUUCGUGAAAACAUCAUCGAGGAAGAUGAAUCUGACAUAACAACACCGCCAAUGACGCCUAAAACGAAAUCUUUACCUGUUCACGAGCCAAUCCCAAAUUCUCCACUCACAAUUCCGCCUAGGUCUUCGUCAUUCAUCCAGACUCGAACGAGGCCAAGCUUGUAUCCGCUCGACAUUGAUGCUCAACCAGAGCGUAAGUUAUCCCAAGAAGAUGUCUUCGCAAAAGAGACAGGCCAUGAAAGGUACCAAGAUAGCUUUGAUGACUCGUAUUCAUUACCGGAGGAAGAAUACAGCACAUCUGCAAGCACAAGUUCAAAAGAGGUGGAACCGCCCAUAGACGAUCAAGCACUCAAAUAUCGAGUUGGCACCGCCCGAGUCCAAUCACUUUUUGGACACCAUAACCACAAUCCUGUGACCGGCUCGCUGGUUCGCAGUCACGGUGAUACUGCUCUUACAGUCGUCGAAGAUUUGGUUAGAUACUUUCCCUUCCAUCCAUCAAUCGAUUUCGGAAGCCAUAUCUCAACCGUCCGCACACAACUCCACCUCAUCUCCGCUCAACAAAAUAAAUACGGUCCCGGCGCCGCCUCAUCCCCACAAGAGCGUCAACCUCCCGACAAGAAAUGGUCUCGAGCACGUCGCCUCACAGCCAGCAUCUCCUCCCUGACGAAAAGCACAACGGACACCACACCCUCAACUCCGACAUUCCCCUCCCUCUCAGACUCCCCGAUCUACGACCCAACCGCUCAUAUUGACAUCACCCCCCUCCAACGCAUCUUCCCCUCCUCAGCCCCAACCGUGAUCCAACCGCUUUACGCCUAUCUCCUCGGCUACAUCCUCAUCCUCGAAAUCCGAACCAUCACGCGACUCAAUCAGCGCACGCGUUCACUCGUCAAAGCCACGCGUAUGCUCGGUGUCCCGCUCCUCCCUGACAAACCGCCUACUGCGAAUGAUCAUAUCGAUCAACUUGUAUUCGCGAAACGCGUCGACGCGGUGAUUGCGAGCUUGCAGAAUAGUAUCUAUUGUCUGGUUACGGCUAUGGAGCCGGAUGCCGGGAAUAGGAAUGGUGCGAGAGGGUUUAUAGACGGGUGUUUUGGAAGGUGUCUUUUGGAGUUGGUUGAAGGAUGUGAGGACAGGGUGGGGUUGGUGGGAAAGUGUAAUAGUGCUAUUUAA
Glarea lozoyensis ATCC 20868 is the source of this 1869-nucleotide messenger RNA. RefSeq lists its product as uncharacterized. The transcript has 3 exons. The record is from RefSeq and is a predicted model, not a curated record. Bases 1 to 1869 code for a protein of 622 amino acids. Lineage: Eukaryota; Fungi; Ascomycota; Leotiomycetes; Helotiales; Helotiaceae.